Molecule: messenger RNA, 429 nt
Organism: Suillus subalutaceus
Lineage: Eukaryota; Fungi; Basidiomycota; Agaricomycetes; Boletales; Suillaceae
Exons: 2
Biological process (GO): telomere maintenance; DNA repair
Molecular function (GO): DNA helicase activity
Source: RefSeq, a predicted model, not a curated record
AUGACAUCAUUAGAUGAAGCAACAUCAAAUGCACCUGAUGCAGAAGACAUUAUAUCCAAGGUUGAACUGGAGUUUGGGCUGAAUGAUAAGCAACGGGUGUUGUUUUGCAUUGUGUGUAACUGGUUCAUCAAGAAGCACAUCUUGAAGAUAGACUGUCAGCCGCUCUCCAUGAUAAUGACAGGUCUGGGUGGAACAGGAAAAACCUGUGUUGUGAAUGCAGUGAAAGCCUUUAUGGCACAUUAUGGCUGCGCCCAUUUAAUUCAUUUUCUGGCACCCACAGGUUCCGCCACAUCACUCAUUGAUGGAAUGACAACUCACAAAGGACUCGGGAUCAAGAUCAAGGCCAGCCAGAAUGGCAAAUCUAAUUGGCAAGUUGGAGACAAGUGGCAGAACAUUCAGGUCAUUUUUGUUGAUGAGGCAUCUAUGCUC